This is a messenger RNA of Cantharellus anzutake, 1149 nucleotides long. RefSeq lists its product as uncharacterized. The record is from RefSeq and is a predicted model, not a curated record. The transcript is spliced from 4 exons. Lineage: Eukaryota; Fungi; Basidiomycota; Agaricomycetes; Cantharellales; Hydnaceae. Bases 1 to 1149 code for a protein of 382 amino acids.
AUGGCUUAUGCGCGCCACAGAAUCUCAGCGAUUGGGCCUCGGAACCCUAGACAUUCGGGUGGCAUGGCCCGCAGGCGUCGCGAAAUAGAGAGGUCACGCCUUCUAAACCGUCCGAUUUCUCAGAACUACUACAAGAGACAAAAGCUUGUUCCCAAUCCCAUUGUGAAGGACAUCAUGAGGAAUUCCCCACAGGAAAAUGCUGAAAUCCCUUUUGAAUAUGAGCACCAGACAUCAGAGAUUGACCAGUCAGUGCUGAGACAGUACCAGGCAGCACAGUUGUUCGAAGUCCUCAACCGAUACAACUUGGCUGAGUUGAUGCCGCAUAGGCCGGAUAUAAAUGUCCCUUCACAGCAUGGGAAACGGUUUACAAACUGUCUUCUGCCCAUUCCCACCAUACCAACUAAAUCCAUUUAUGCAGAUCUAAUAUCUUUUUUACGCAAUCCUGUCAUCCAGCAACAUAUUCCUGACCUACCCAUUCGAAGAAAGAUCGCUAAGCAUUUGAAGACAUCUUUUGGUGGCUCGAUCAGGUCCUGGCUGGAUAUCCUCCCACAAACAAUGCCACGCUGGGCAAAAGUUCGCAUCGGAAAUGGAGGCGAUCUUAUUCGAGGUGGGCAGAUGACUGGCCAGCGGGCCUUCCGUGAUGCUUCCUUUGUUCGCAUAUGUGAUCAUAUCUUUAUCUGCACAUUCAAACUGCUAUUGGACUUCUCCGUUUAUGAUAGUACUAGAGGGGCCGCUUACGCAGCCGUGACCUUGCUUGUAGGGAUUCGGCUCGACUCUCGAGAACUGGUUAAAUUUGUUCAUAAUGGAGAGAAAACAUUAACACCAGAGUUACAGUCAACAUUCAUAAAACUAGUGUUGAUGGCGUUGACGUUUACUGGGAAAAAGAAGGUCCAGCGAACCCAGCAAAGGGGGGGGGAGAAGAACGACGGGACCAAACUCGCAGACGAAAUCGAAAUUGCUGUAGGAGCUACCACGAACAUUGAUACUGACAGGAACAUUGCAAACGGCUCACACGGAGAGAUCAUCAAGAUCAUGUUGAAUGCAAAUGAACGAGUACUACCAGGCCAAAUCUCUCUGGAAGAACGGACGUACUGGAUAAGAAUGAGGGAUGGCAAACGAAGACAGUCAGGCGUCGACAGCUACGGAUGA